UCGUCCAAGAUUGACUCGGUGGUGGAUGUGGCGAGUCAGACUUGCCAUAUCACUUGCCCAUCUCAACAUCGGUGCACGCCUCGCCCAUACUGCGGCCAUGGCCAGCGUAAACAGGACUGCCCAUCCAUUUGACAAGAGCCGCUUAGAAGCUCUCCUCAAUCGCCGAUUUUUCUACGCCCCUGCAUUCGAAAUCUACGGAGGCGUAGCUGGGUUAUAUGAUUACGGUCCCCCUGGGUCCUCCCUUCAAGCCAACAUCAUCGCUGAAUGGCGUCGACAUUUCAUCGUAGAAGAUCACAUGCUUGAGCUCGACACGACGAUUAUGACGCCCGCGCCGGUUUUCGAGACUUCCGGUCACGUUGCGCGCUUUGCUGAUUGGAUGGUGAAGGACGAAAAAACUGGAGAUGUCCUUCGCGCCGAUCAUCUCGUAAAAAACGUUCUCCAAGCGAGACUCGCAGGAGACCUGGAGGCGAGGGGCUUUGCAGCAGAUAAGGUCAUGGAAGACGAGAAGAAAAAGAAGAAGAAGAUCAAGACAACUGCCGUGCAGUUGCCUGAUGAAGUCGUGAAGGAGUACAAGAGCAUCCUCGCUCAGUUAGACAACUAUUCUGGACCGGAGCUAGGUCAGUUGUGCAGGAGUCACGAUAUCCGCAAUCCGGACACCGGAAACCAGGUCGGAGAACCCCAACAGUUUAAUCUUAUGUUCGCGAGUAGCAUCGGUCCCACCGGUCAACACCCUGGCUUCCUCCGCCCGGAAACUGCACAGGGCCACUUCCUCAACUUUUCGCGCUUGCUUGAGUUCAACAAUGGCCGGAUUCCUUUUGCAUCCGCCCAGAUUGGGAAAUCAUUCAGGAAUGAAAUCUCUCCGCGUGCCGGUCUCCUUCGCGUGCGCGAAUUCACUAUGGGCGAGAUCGAGCAUUACGUCGAUCCUGAAAACAAAAGCCAUGCUCGAUUCGCUGAAGUCCGCCACAUCGUACUCCCUCUUCUCAACCGCUUCGUACAAGAGUCCGGGUCCACGCAAGUAACCAAAAUGUCCAUCGGUGCAGCAGUCGACAGGGGCAUCGUGGCUAACGAAACUCUAGGCUACUUCCUUGCCCGUAUCCACCUCUUCCUGCUCAAGAUUGGAGUAGAUCCACGGAGACUGAGAUUCAGGCAACACAUGGCGAACGAAAUGGCGCACUAUGCAACGGAUUGCUGGGAUGCCGAAAUCCAGAAUUCAUCCGGCUGGACGGAGUGUGUCGGCUGUGCCGACCGUGCUGCUUACGAUCUUUCAGUCCACUCGGCACGCACUGGGCAUCCACUAGUCGUCCGCCAGGCCCUCAAAGAGCCAAUAGUCACUGAACGAGAGGUACCCGAGUUCAACAAAAAGGUUCUUGGAAAGACGCUGGGUCGGGAUGCUGGCCUGGUGCAGCGUGUUGUUGGGGAGAUGAGUCAAGAAGAACUCGUCAGGUUAAAAGGAGAGUUAUCCCAAGGGUCCGCGACAAUAUCUGCAGACGAGAAACAAAUCGCUCUCACGCCUGAGCUACUUACCAUAGAACGAAAGACAUUCAAGCAAUCUAAUCUCAACGAACUGUUCAAGUCCGUGAAUUCGUUUCCAAAUGUGAUCGAACCCUCGUUCGGUUUUGGGCGGAUUUUAUAUUCGCUGCUGGAACAUUCUUUUUGGUGCAGGGAGCAGGAUGUCGAGCGUGGUGUCCUCUCGCUGCCCCCGCUCGUUGCGCCAACAAAAGUCCUCAUAGUACCUCUGAGUGCAAAAGAAGAAUUUGACCCGCUUAUCGAGGAAGUCUCUAUGAAACUCCGCAGAUGUGGUAUAUUCUCCCGCGUCGACGAUUCGAAUACGUCGAUCGGCAAACGGUAUGCUCGUAAUGAUGAGCUUGGCACGCCGUAUGGUGUCACGCUCGAUUUUGCUUCGCUUCAAAAUCGGACGAUGACACUCCGUGAACGCGACACUACCGACCAACUCAUAGGUUCUAUCGAUGAUGUCAUUUCCGUAAUAAUGGGAUUGGUCCAUGGAGCGCUCACUUGGGAAGAUGCAUGCACGCGCCUUAAGGCAUACGGCGGUGUGCAAGCUAUCGAGUAGACUCAUGUAUAUGGUCUCCGGUCUGAGGUGCAUCUAUUUCAGUCUGUAACGUAGGUCAUUGUCUACUGAGUACAGGUAAAGCUCGGAACAUCGUAGACUCGUAGAUACCAGAAACGUAAGAGUUGG
Molecule: messenger RNA, 2197 nt
Organism: Pisolithus orientalis
Lineage: Eukaryota; Fungi; Basidiomycota; Agaricomycetes; Boletales; Pisolithaceae
Product: glycyl-tRNA synthetase
Exons: 10
Coding region: 26-2071 (681 amino acids)
Biological process (GO): mitochondrial glycyl-tRNA aminoacylation
Cellular component (GO): mitochondrion; cytoplasm
Molecular function (GO): ATP binding; glycine-tRNA ligase activity
Source: RefSeq, a predicted model, not a curated record